GGAUGAUUUUUUGAUACAUUUCUGAUUUUCUUAUUCAUGAGCUAACCUUUUUUCCUUGAUUAUUAUCUAACCCAUUGGCCAGAAUCUUUUAUUUACAAAUAUUUGCUGUUCAGAAAAAAGCAUUUCUUAUUUUCGUAAUUGCAAAAUAAUAAAAAAAAACGAUUUUCAAUUAAUCAAUCGUGGUUAAAGGUGGUGGUGAAUACAUUGUUGAUCAAUAAUAAUAAUAAUAAUGGGAACAAUCAUGUAUCCUGAGCUUUAUACAAAGGGAACACGUGUUUGGAUUAAACAUCCUACCGAUGUAUGGCGAUGUGCCAAGAUAAAAGAAAAUUUUGAUAAAAAUUCUGGUCAAUUAUUAUUGAUACCAUAUGAUGUUGGUAAUGAUGAUGAAGAUUUAAAAGAACAAAUCAUACAGGUGAAAGAUAUUUUAAAAGAUUUACCGCCAUUAAGAAAUCCAGAUAUUCUAAUUGGUUCGAAUGAUUUAACAUGUCUUUCAUAUUUACAUGAACCAUCAGUACUUUAUAAUCUAAGGAUAAGAUUUUUACAAUAUCAACAAAUAUAUACUUGGUGUGGUAUUGUAUUGGUUGCCAUUAAUCCAUUUACUGAUCUCGAAAUAUAUGGUGAAGAUACAAUACAAAUGUAUCAUACAAAUUUAGCCAAUUUAGCACAAAUGGAUCCACAUAUUUAUGCUGUUGCUGAAGAUGCAUUCACAAAAUUAGAACGUAAUAAUAUUAAUCAAUCGGUUAUUGUUUCGGGUGAAAGUGGUGCAGGUAAAACAGUAUCGGCAAAAUUUGCAAUGCGUUAUUUUGCAUCGAUUGCCGGUUCAGAUUCAAAUAUUGAAGCACGUGUAUUGGCAUCGAAUCCAAUUAUGGAAGCAAUUGGUAAUGCUAAAACUGUUCGUAAUGAUAAUUCAUCAAGAUUUGGUAAAUAUAUACAAAUAUUAUUUGAUCGUCGUAAUCGUCAUAUUAUGGGUGGUAAUAUGCGUACAUAUUUAUUGGAAAAAUCACGUGUUACCUAUCAAAGUUCGGGUGAAAGAAAUUUUCAUAUAUUUUAUCAAUUAUGUACAUAUGCAAAACAAAAUAAAUUAGAUCAUCUUGGAUUAUCUGAUCAACAAUUUAUUUAUCUUGGUUCAAAUGAACAAUCACCUUAUGAUGAUAUGUCAAGAUUUUUAGAGGCACUUGAUACGCUUAGUUUUAGUGAUAAACAACGUAACAUAUUGUUUACCGUGAUAGCUGCCAUAUUACAUGGCGGAAAUAUAAUGUUUGGACGUGGACAAGAUGAUGAAAGCUGUACAUUAGCUGAUAAAAAUUCAUUACAUUCAUUGCAAACAUUUUGUCGUCUUUUGGAUUUGAAUGAAUCAUCCACUUUGAAAUGGUUGACUAGUCGUUUAUUGAAAACCGGUGGCCGUGAAAUAAUAGCAACACCAUUGAAUGCACAAAUGGCACAAUAUGGUUUGGAAGCGUUACUAAAAUUUAUCUAUGAAAAAUUAUUUUUAUGGAUUGUUUCGAUUAUUAAUCAAUCGCUUGGACCAACACAAUCAAUUAAUGAAUAUCAAUUUAUUGGUGUUUUAGAUAUUUAUGGUUUUGAACAUUUUGAAAAUAAUUCAUUCGAACAAUUUUGUAUCAAUUAUGCUAAUGAAGUAUUACAACAACAAUUCAAUUGGCAUGUAUUUAAAUUGGAACAAGAUGAAUAUGUACGUGAAGGUAUUGAUUGGCAAUUCGUAACAUUUACCGAUAAUCAACCGGUAAUUGAUUUAAUUGAAUCAAAACCAAUCGGUAUUUUAUGUCUUUUGGAUGAAGAAUGUCGUAUGCCACAAGGUAAUGAUCGUACAUGGUGUUCAAAAUUGUAUAAACAAAUACCAACCGGUGAUGUUUUCAAAAAACCUAAAUUCAAUUUUCAAACAUCAUUCAUUAUUGAACAUUUUGCCGAUGUUGUAACAUAUAAUGUUGAUGGUUUUUUGGAAAAGAAUCGUGAUACAAUAUGGGAAGAACAGAUUGAUUUACUUAAACGUUCAAGCGUAGCUGAAAGCUUAUUUUUGGAUUAUGAUGAUGAUAAAAUUGUAUCAGCUCAAUCAGCUAACAAAGGUGCUGGUGGUAAAAUUCGUGUAAGCAUGACACAAGCAGAUCAACAACGACAAAAAAAGAAAGCUAAAGCAACAAUUGGUUUUCAAUUUCGUGAAUCAUUGGAGGCUUUGAUGAAUAUUCUGAAUUCAACUGAACCACAUUAUGUUCGUUGUAUAAAACCGAAUGAUAAUAAAGCGGCAUUUGAAUUUAAUAAUAUUCGUGCUGUACAACAAUUACGUGCAUGUGGUGUACUUGAAACAAUUCGUAUCAGUUCGAAUGGUUAUCCAUCACGAUGGUCAUAUCAGGAUUUCGCCAAUCGUUAUCGUGUAUUACGUGUUGCCUGUCAUACAUCAUCAUCAUCACCAUCAUCAGUAACACCUACUAAAAAGAAAUCAACAGAUUCAACGGUAGCAAAAAAUGUUCCAAAGCCAACUCCAAGAAAAUUGGUUCGUGCUGGUUCCAGUUUUGCCGUUGAAAUUCGUUCCAUUUGUGAAGAUAUAGUUCGAAUUGUUUAUGAGGAUAAAAUCUAUUCACAUUUCAAUUUAAGUGAUAGUUCUAGUGAAAAACAAAAAUCAGAAGAACAACUACAAGCGGAAAGAAAAGUAUAUCAAUUUGGUAAGACAAAAAUAUUCUUUCGACCUGGUCAGGUUGCAUUGUUGGAGCGGAUACGAUCACAAAAACUUCGUGAAUGUGCUAUUCUUAUACAGAAAAUGAUUCGCGGUUGGUUACAAAGAAAACGUUAUCAACGUAUACGAGAAUCAGUGCUUGCAAUACAACGAUAUGGCCGUGGUUGGCUUGCCCGUCAACAUUAUCAACAUCUUCGCCAAACUAAAGCUGCCACUAUUAUUCAGAAACAUUGGCGAGGAUAUGUUCAGCAUUGUCGUUAUCAAACAAUACGUAAAAGUGUCAUUGCUAUACAAACAGUGGGUCGUGCUUAUUUGGCUCGUAAACGUUAUGAACAAAUGCGCCAGAAUCGUGCAGCAAUUAUCAUACAACGAUAUUGGCGUGGUUAUUGGGCGCAAAAACAAUAUCAAGAGACAAGAAAGAAGAUUAUUAUAGCUCAAGCAUGUGUAAGAAGAUUUCUUGCCAAAAAAGAAUAUCGUCGAUUACGAAUCGAGGCUCGUAGUGUUGAACAUGUUACGAAUCUGAAUAAAGGUCUUGAGAAAAAGAUCAUGACGUUACAACAACGUAUCGACGAAUUAGCAGAAGAAAAUCGAUUGCUGAAAUUGACCGAAGGUCGUUAUACUACCUUACGUCAGGAAAUGGUUCAGAUGGGAACGGAAUUAGCUGAAAUGAAAGCACAACAACGUCAAGAUUAUUUACAAGCACAAGAUUAUCAAUCACAAUUAGAGAAAUUAACUACAGUAAAUAAAGAAUUGGAACAAAAAGUUAUCAGGCUUGAAGAGACAAAAUCUGAAUUGGAAAAGAAAAUUCGUGAAAUCUUGGAGAAUAAAAAACAAAUGGCAGCAGAUAUUGAAAAAAUCGAUGAAGCAGUUCAACGCCGUGAACGUGAACUACGUGAAGAAUUUGAUCGUGAACGACGUAUUUUAAUUGCUGAACGUGAAGAGGAAAGAACGUCAAAACAGCAGCUGUUAUUCAAAUAUAUGGAUCUUGAAGAGAAGCAAGAUGCAACAGGUGAACAUUCUGUCAAUAAACGAUCGGUGAAUCAUUUUGGUGAUGAAGAAAUCAAUACAAUUUUAUUACAAUCCGAUCAACAAGAAAUGUUCGAUUCAAAUCUUGAUCGUAUAUCGAUCAUGAUGCAAUGUACCGAAUUAGAACAAGAGAUGAAAAAAUUAUUGAAUGAAAAUCAAAAACUUCGUGAACAAAUUGCCAAAAAUGUUGAUGAUAAAAGUCCAAAUGCUGCCGCAACAUUACUUUCGGAACAAUUUCAAGAACUUCAAGAUGAAUUAGUACGUUAUAAAAAAGAACGUUCCGAUCUUAAACGAGUCAUAUUGAUGGAAGAUCAUCUAUCUACAUUUGAUGGUGAACAAAGCCAAAAAGAAAAACAUCAAAAAGAUCUAGUCGCUACCUAUAAAGAUUUGUUUGCCAGAUUAGACAAAGAAAUGGCACUUAAAGAUGAACUAAUAAAAAAAUUAAAAAAUGAAAAUCUAUUCUAUAAAUGUUCAAAAUCAAAUAAAUCACAUUCAUUGAUAGCACCGAAUUCACAGAUGAAUGAUGGACAAGGCAAUCUAUCGAUACAUUCACAAUCCGAUUAUAGUGAUACGGAAACGAAAAAUUUACGUGGAAUGUUUAAAUUUCUUCUAAAAGAUUGUGGCCUAAUAAAUCGUAUUCUUUGUUAUGAUUUUGAUCCAACCAAUAUGAAUUACGCAAGUCAAUGUCAUUCACAUACGAUUGCAUUCAUUGUUUAUAUGUGUCUUCGUUAUGCCGAUGAUAUUAAUAAUGAAAAAAUGGCUAGUACAUUUUUAAUCGAAUUUGUUCAAUGGUUGAAGAAAAAAGCAAAAUCAGCAGCAACUAAUGGCCAGAAUGAAAUUCUUGUUCAUUUAUUAUCAACAACAUUUAAAAUUUCUGUUUUGAUUAAAUAUUAUUCAGAAUAUGAAGUUGAACCUGAAAUAGCCAAGAAAAUUGACCGUUCGAAAAGCCCAUCUAAAAUGGAUAAUAUUGAUUCAGGUUUUGAUGACAAAGAUCAAAAAGCUUUAAAAUUAGUCAAUGGUGAAUCAAAUGAAAGUUCAUCCGAACAUGGUGAAGAACCAGAUGAAGCAAUUGAACCGGAUUAUGAUAGAGAUUAUGUUUAUUCAUUGAAAGAAUUUGAUCUAACAGAAUUCAAUAUUCUCUUAAACAACCUAAUGAUCUAUCUUUUCAUGAGUAAUUUCAAAAUUUUUUCACAUAAAAUUCAACCAUUAAUUGUACCGGCUGUUCUGGAACAUCAAGAAUUAUCUGGAAUGUCAUUGAGACAAAAACGAGAGGAAAAUUCUGAUCCAGAUUCUGGUCCACCAUCACCGACCGAACGUGAAAUCCAUACUUUAUUCAAAGAGCUAUCUAAUAUGCAUGCAUUGUUUCGUCUUCAUCGUUUGGAUGAAAAUUUUAUCUAUCAAUUUUUUAAACAGAUAUUCUAUUUCAUCGGAGCAACAGCAUUAAAUAAUCUAAUAAUGCGUAAAGAUCUAUGUACAAAUGAACGUGCCAUUGAAAUUAUUUAUAAUAUCUCAUUAUUUGAACAAUUUUUACGUGAAAAUAAAAUUAUAAAAUGGGAUAGUGUUAAAGCACAAAUGGAUCCAAUAUUACAGGCUACUAAGCUAUUGAUUUCAACUAAAACAGAAAAACAGAUACCGGCCAUAGUGUUGACAACCGAAUCAUUAACAAUGGCACAAAUAAUGAAAAUAAUCAAAAUGUAUACACCAUCGGAUGAGGAACAAAUAUCGACCAAUUUUAUUAAAAAUCUUGAAGAAGAAUUACAUAAACGUAGGCAACAGCAACCACAACCACACGAUCAACAAACCAAAGCACCAUACCUGAUGAAAACAUCGUUAGAUAUUUCAUUAUACAUUCCAUACAUUGAUGGUAAUAAUGAAGAUAAUAUUUCAAUAUUACAAGCAACCGAUUUAACAUGUGAUUUUCAAAAAUUUGAUUUACCAAUUUGUUUUCAACAAUUGGAACGAUAUUUGGAAAAGAUUUAAUAAUCGCAAAUAAUUACAAAUAAGUUAUAUAACAACUCGAAAAAAAUAUGAGAGUUAGUCAUUUCAAUUUAUCAUU
Molecule: messenger RNA, 5768 nt
Organism: Dermatophagoides pteronyssinus (European house dust mite)
Lineage: Eukaryota; Metazoa; Arthropoda; Arachnida; Sarcoptiformes; Pyroglyphidae
Gene: didum
Product: dilute class unconventional myosin
Biological process (GO): actin filament organization
Cellular component (GO): membrane; myosin complex; actin cytoskeleton
Molecular function (GO): actin filament binding; microfilament motor activity; ATP binding
Source: RefSeq, a predicted model, not a curated record